Molecule: messenger RNA, 6070 nt
Organism: Oryza brachyantha (malo sina)
Lineage: Eukaryota; Viridiplantae; Streptophyta; Magnoliopsida; Poales; Poaceae
Product: mucin-19-like
Exons: 12
Coding region: 1567-5727 (1386 amino acids)
Biological process (GO): spindle assembly; centrosome cycle
Cellular component (GO): nuclear microtubule; centrosome; cytoplasm
Molecular function (GO): microtubule binding
Source: RefSeq, a predicted model, not a curated record
UCCAGCAGCGACGAGGCCAGCUUUGGGCCGCCCAACCAACGCGGGCGAGCGCGCGGGUUCAGGAGGCGGCGCCGCGGCCGCCGGUGGCGUCCUCCUCGCCGGGCGCUACACGCCUUCUUCGCCGAGACUCCGACAGCCGCGAGGCUAUCUGUGGGCUUCAUCAAGACUGUAAAAUGGUCCAGCGAAAUUUCGCUUUAUGUCAGGCUAUCAGUGGCCUCCUUCGAGACUGUAAAUUGGUCCGUCGAAAUUCACUUUAUGUCAGGUUGGAUGCUGCGAAAUUAUCGACCAAGGCAUUCAUUGUCCCUAUCUGUCGUCUGGCUACCCGUGAUUUUCAGGCUGUCAAUGAUGAUAACUGAAGUAUUACAGAAGGAUGAUGGUAAAGAUCGUUGGAGUGUCAUGUACAGGCCCUUGCAGAUAGUAUGUGCACCAUGGGAUUUGCUCGUCAAGUUUCUGCAUUCAAAGUGUUCUUUCCUAAUUUAUGGGCACGAUGAAAGAGGCCACUAAAUCUACAGCGGUUUAUGGUGGCGGGCCAUUGGUGCUGGGCAAAUAUUCCAGUUCUCAUGCUGACUUACGAUAAACGUCAUCAUACAGCAACAGCCAGGUGCUCCACUUUUGGUAGCCUCCUACUAUACUCAGCUUUUAGACUGCAACGUGAGUUGCAUUCUACCUGGAAUUUCAUCCAAUCAAAAUAGGAUUAAUGGAGCAGCAACUGCAACUCUGCAAGUAGUCAGUUAGAGAUGAGGAUUCUGUAGAAGAUUUGUGUAUCAUUGCAUUAGCAUUAAGAAGGAUCAAAUGCUUACGAAGAGACAUGCAGCCUAAUCUACAAAACGGCAUGUUCACUUAAAAUUAUAAGCCGCUACAGGAAGGUACUACCUUGUUGCUAAUCCGUAGGUUUACUGUAUAUUGAGGUAUAUAGAAGCUAACCAACUCACCAAGUAGACUAACCAAAAAUAAAUAUUAGUUGACCGUAUUAGAGCUAUGCAGUAGAUCAGUUGGUGAAUGUGGAGCUAUCUUGGGGCUACGGCUAUUACCAAACCGUUCUUUACAGGACAGCUACUGUUUUCAGCUAUAGAAGAGUAGUACACUACAACUCAGCAAGAGGACCUGCCUAAUUUCAACUUGAUUCUACCUUUGAAGUUACUUCCAUUGAUGUGCGCUUCUGCAGCUAGCCUGCAUCUGAUUCUUCAUGGAUUCUUGAUGCAAUGUGUUGACCAGGCAGUUGUGCACCUAUUUACGGACCACUAGCAUGUGGGCCGUGUUUGAUCAACUUUUCAUAAUUUCAUCGACACAUCUUGCUCUUUUUAGCUGGACUGAACUGCCCGCUUCCAAUUACAACUGCUGCUCACUCACUGUGCGUGCCGAAGGGUGUAAGAAACAAAUUACAGGUGGAGGGAAGAGAACGAAAAGAAAAGGUGAAGCAAGAAAGUGCUCGUCACCAGGACAGUUUUCUCCCCAACAGCACCACAACGGUACAAUUUCAGUAGAUUGUUCUUGGCGGGGUGGGCGGAUUGUCCGUGGUGGCGCUGUCAAUGCGGGUGGAUUUGAGACCGGGAGGUGGUUGCGCGGAUGGACGCCUGUGGAAUUCGGGCGCCAGGGGAAGUGCUGCUGCGGAAAUCUGAGCUGUCGGCGGACAAGAAUUGCGGCGGCAAUGGCCGCGACGACGCCGCGUUGAGGCGCAGGGCGGCGGGGGCGAUGCAGGCGGCGGCGCCUGCCACGCCGAGGAGGCACCCGUCGCCGAAUGCCGGUCGAGCGCCGGCGCCGGAGGCCGCGGGAUCGCAGGCGAGGAGGUCCCAGUCGACCGAGCGGAGGCCGGCGACCCCGUCGAGGCUGUCGCCUGGCGGCGGGUCCAGGGCGGCCGCCCCGUCCAGGAUCUCUGCCCCCACGUCGCCGUCGUCCGCGCCUUCCAGCCCAUCAUCGUCCUCCUCCAGCUCGUCCACGCCGGUGCGCGAUGCCGUCGCUGAGUCCCAGAGCGCUCCGCGGAGGCUGUCCGGUGGCCGGGCUCCUCCUGAUGGGCUCUGGCCGUCAAUGCGGAAUCUUUCUUCCUCGUUCCAGCUCGAGGCGAAGGGGAAGAGGAGCAAUGGCUCUUCCACGGAUCAGACCAAGACGAGGGAUGCAGCGGCAGGUGAUAGGAAGAGGAGCCCGUCGAGGGGGAGGAGCGCCACUGAGCAGCCGGAGAAUCCGCACGCUAAGGUGAUUGACCACCAUCGCUGGCCUGCCAUGAUGGGGGGCAGGGCGUCUGUGAGCGCCAUGUCGAGGAGCGUGGAUCUCACUGACAAGAUUAGCAGGCCAGCUCUGUCGUCAAUUCCAUACCGCGGCGUCUCACCAAAGAAAACAUCUCUGUCAUCUGCUGCAAAUACAUUGUCAAGAAGUAUUGAUCUUGCUGACAAGAUUGAUCGCUUAGUCUCUUCGUCGAUUUCAUCGCGAGGUAGCUCACCAAGAACACCAACUGCUUCAAAUGGCACAGCUGACUUGUCGAAAAGCAUGAGUGUUGGUAAAGAUGCCAAACCUGCAGCCGUGGCAAUUCCUUCACGAGGAAUUUCUCCAAUAAGAACAGCUACAUCAGGUGGUACAAGGGCCCUGUCGAAGAGUAUGGAUCUUACUGAAAGAGAUAACAGCACUCUCUCCUCAGCAGUAUCAUCUCCUGGGAUUUCACCAAGUGUGUCAGUGUCAAGUGUAUCUAAUGCUACAUCACAAGCUGCAAAGUCAUCACGAGGACUUUCGCCUAGAAGAACAUCAGCAUCUAGUGGCAGUGGUGCUUUAUCAAGAAACGUUGAUCUGCCAGAAAAUGAUAAGAGACCAGCCACCUCAUCAGGUUUAUUGAGAGGAAACUCUCCAAGAAGGCGAACUGCCUCUGAUGGUAUUAAUGCUGUCGCGAAAAACAUAGAUUUUGCUAAGAAAGAUAGCAGAGCAGGCAUUUCAUCAAUUCCAUCUCGAGGGGUUUCCCCAAGAAGAAGGCUUGCCUCCGAUGUUGUUGAUGCCAUAUCAAGAAGCACAGAUUUUUCUGACAAAGAUAGCAGACCAUCCACAUCAUCGUCAUCUGCUCUAUGUGGGAUUUCUCCACUAAGAAGGCUUGCUUCUGAUGGCAUCGAUACCAUACCAAAAGGCACGGACUUUACUGAUAAAUCUUACAGGUCAUCGACCUCUUCAGCUGCGUCACGAGGUAUUUCACCAAGAACUCGAUUAGCAUCUGACAGUGGUGGUACUAUAUCACAGAGCAUGGAUUUGACUGAUAGAGACAAUAAACCAUCAACCUCAUCUGUCUCAUUACGUGGUAUGUCACCAAGAAGGCGGCUUGCAUCUGAUGGCAUCAAUGGCAUUUCAAAGAACAUCACCUUCACUGAAAAGGAUGACAGAACUAUGCUCUCUUCAAUUGCAUCACAAGAGAUCUCAACAAUAAGAUGUCUUCCAUCUGAUGGUGCUGACACUGUAUCAAUGAAUAUAGAUCGCCCUGAAAAAGUUACCCGACCUGCUACCUCCUCUGCUGCAUCACGUGGCCUUUCACCUAGAAGACGACUUGCCUCUGAUGGUGUCAAUGCUGUAUCAAAGAGCAUUGAUCUUGCUGAGAAAGAUACUGGACCUGCCAGGUCAACGGUUGCAUUGCGAGGGGUUUCUCCACGUAGACAACUCACCUCUGAUCAUGUAGAUUCUAUAUCAAAGAACACAGAUUUUACAGAAAAAGAAGACAUCAGACCUUCCACAUCAUUGGUGGCAUCACGGGGAAUUUCACCAAGACGACGACUUGCCUCUGAUGGCGUAGAUGCUAUAUCAAAAGGCAUAAAUUUUACCCCCAAAAAUAUCAGACCUUCCACUUCUUCAUCACGAGGGAUUUCACCGAGGAGACGGCUUGCAUCUGAUGGUAUCAAUGCUUUAUUGAAGAGCACAGAUUUUUCUGAGAAGGACUAUAGGCCAUCUACCUCAUCAGCCGCACUAAGAGGGAUGUCACCCAGAAAGAGGGUUACCUCUAAUUACAUCGAUGCCAAAAGCAUGGAUUUUUCUGACAAAGAUAGCAGCAGAACAUUGACCUCAUCAGGUGCAUCGCAUGGGACUCCACAGGGAGGCAGCCUUGCUUCUGAUGGCAUUAAUGCUCUGUCUGAGGUUGUGGAUACUACUGUCAAAGAUAGUUUACAGUCCACCUCGUCAGUUGAAUCUGGUGAGACUUCAGAUACUAGAAUUGAUGUCACCAGUACUCUAGUAAAAGGCAUCGAGUUUGCUCCAGAAGUUAAUACAGCAACCCCAGAUGGUUGUAAUGGUCAUAUUUCAGAAAGCAUGGAUUCUCAUGACACAGGCACAUCUGCACCCUCCGUGUCAAUUACAUCACAAGAGCAAUCACCAAGUAGAACCAUUUCUGAUGGCACUAAAACUAUCUCAGAGGAUGCUAAUGCUACUAAAAAUGAUAGCAGAGCAAUAUCAGUGAGAGUUCCAUCUCGAGGAGCUAGUCCAAGAAGGCGACUUGCAUCUGAUGGCAUUGGUUCUAUAUCCAAAAGCAUAGAUUUUGCUGAGAAAGAUAGACCAUCCAUAACCAUGACAACAGCAUCACGUGGAAUGUCACCUAGAAGAACAGCAAGAUCUGGUAUUGUUGAUAUGUCAAAGAGUAUGGAUUUUUCUGAGAAAUGUAAUGGACCAAUAUCCUCAAUAACUCCAUCACGAGUGAUUUCUGCAAGAAGAAUACUGGGACCAGAUGGUGUUAAUGCCAUGUCAAGAAGCGUGGAUCUGACUGACAAAAUCAAGCAACCAAUCUCUUCAACUGUCCGAAAAAUGUCUCUUGCUGAUAGCAGAGCAAAAGGCCCUGACCUUUUGUCAGGUGACUUCAAGAGUCCAGGUUCUACCAAUGGAAAUGAAAGCCAAGAGGAGAAUGCUGGCUCAAACCUAGACACACCUUCAAAUGAUUCAGAAAAGUCUGCAGCCCCAAAACGAUUGGUCAGAACAUUAUCUUCACCAUCACGUGGACUUAUACGCCCUUCAUCACCAACAAAGGCUUCAUCAACAUCAUCUUUUACCCCUAGGAGGAUGCCGAGCCCAUCAAGGAUUAGACCUUCAACACCUGUCUCACCAUGUAGUUCUGCCAGAUCUGAUUCUGCAUCUUCGAUUCUUAGCUACAUCGGUGAUGCAACAAGAGGAAAAAGAAGCCCAAGCCACAUGGAAGACGCCCAUCAACUGCGCCUCCUAUAUAACAGGAACUUGCAAUGGCGCUUUACAAAUGCUUAUGUAGAUGAAAUGCUAUCAGUUCAGAAGAUGAGUGCUGAGACUAUGCUCUACAGUGUAUGGGAUGCUAACUCCAGCCUGUGCGAUUCUAUGGUUAUGAAAAGGAGCUACGUUCAAAGGCUGCGACAGGAGGUCAAGCUGGGAGUUGUGUUGAAAGAGCAAAUGGACUACCUUACUCACUGGGCAGAUUUGCAAACAGAACAUUCUACUUCUUUAUCUAGUGCGAUUGAAGCUCUUAGAGCAAGCACUCUACGGCUUCCAGUUACAGGAGGGGCAAAGGCUGAUGUUCUUACCUUGAAGAAUGCUGUCAGUUCAGCAGUUGACAUUAUGCAAGCAAUGGGCUCAUCUGUUUGCUACUUGUUAUCAAAGUUACAAGCUACACACUCUCUGGUUACAGAACUUUCAGCUGUUGCUGCCAAAGAAAGCUGCAUGCUCAAUGAGUACAGAGAACUCUUGGGUACCGCAGCAGCCCUACAGGUCCAAGAGUCCAGCCUAAGGACACAACUCAUACAAGAAACAGAGUGAACAGAUUAAUGCCAUGUAUGUCUAACUAAGAAUAGAAUGUAGAGGUGACACCAAUCAUUAGUUUCAGUAGCUGACUGUGUAUCUUCAUUCCCUCCCCCAUUUUCUAUUCCCUUUACCCUUUUCUAGUUAGAUAUUUCCCCAUUUCUUGCGUCUGUACUUCCUGCAUGUCCUUUUUCUAUUUCUGCGAUUUACAUGGAAGAGAAGUGCAACAGCACGAAAUCAUGGAUCAGUCCAUGGAAGAGCCUGUCAAUGUUUUAUUUAUAGCGGCCUACAUACUGAGGAUGCCAACAUCCUGAAACUGAAAACUUGUUGUAAAGUUCAACUCUUCUCUUCCCCAUCUCAC